GACAGUUAUUAUUUUUCGAGUGUUCAGCGUGUACGCAACGCAACGUGCAAGGUUAGAAUCCAGAAAUUGGACGUGUCGGAUAACAAAGAAGAUUAAAUUGUGUGAAUAUAAAGUGUAUAAUUGUUUAAUUAAGUGUUUAAUGUUAACAAAAUUAUCGGGGAAUAGGAUUCGUCGUUUAGAAAAAGUUAAAUAUCUACAAAAUGUCAAAUUUAAUUGAAGAUCAAUUGGAAGCGUGGGGUCUUCAGGAAUACAUUGAGAAGUUUAAAGCUGAACAAAUCGAUGAGAAAGCAUUCCUACAUAUGCCUGACUCCAUGGUUAAAGAAUUAAUACCUGUAGUUGGAAAACGUUUUUAUUUUCUACAAAAUCGACAAGAAUUACUCGAAAGUGAAAAUUUAAUUUCGGAACGCUCAUCAAUUAAAUUAUCUAGAACUGAAUCUGAGGAUACAUGCAGUAUAGCGAGUAGUUCUUCAAUAAAUUUAGAAUUUAAAAAUCAUGAAAAGACGCUAAAAGAAUUACUUUGUGAAUCUAGCUGUGGUAAAAAAAUAUUGAAACAAACACGAUUGACUUCAUCAGAUCGCAAUAAACUGUGUCAUUUGAUUAUUGAUAAACUUCUUUGCAAAUCUAAAAAAAUAACUUCUGAGCAGUUUCAAGAGUUGGCUGCAGCGAUAGCUAGCGUUUUUAAAUAUGAAAAUACAUCGACGUAUUAUGUUCCAUCAAAUACAAAAUUUCGACGUCUAGCUAACGGUAAACUGUGGGAUAAAUAUAAUAACCUUAAAAAAUACAUUAAGCAAGACAAAGUAAAAGCAAUUAAGGACGACAGCAUUGAAGAUACAUCUGAUUGUCAAGAAGAAUUACUCAAAUUGAGUAUAAUUCAACCGGAUGAUCAAAAUCUGGAAAAUCUUUGGAAACAAACGUUUAAAGCAAGAAAGAGAGGGAUUUCUAUUAAUGCGUAUUAUGAAGAAUACCCUAUUUUAAAAACUUCUUUUGGUGCCAUAUUGUUACAAAUUGAUUUUGAGCUAGAAACAAGCAUAAGUACGCAUAUGUUUCCUAGUAAGUGGUCUCGAAUUGCUCCAUAUAUAUUAGAUCUUGCUGUAAAGAAAAAUGUUUGCUCAUCAUUGUAUGAACUACGUAAUGAUGUACCUCUCGAAACAUUAAGUCUUCUUGUAUUACCUUAUUUAUUUCCACCGAAUAAUGUAAAAACAGGUAAUAAGAAAAAGUGGAAGCCUUCUAAAACAGAAAUUGCUGACAGUUUUAUUUGUCGCAUUCCUAGUAUAGCAGAAUUGGAACCCAAAUUAGAAAAACGUAAAGAAAAGCUUGAAGCUUUUGGGUUGACACUGCAGCCAAUGAUAGUUGCGAUUGGUUCAAUUAUAAAUUUGACAAAUUUUUACGUUGUAGUAAACAACAUUAAAUACGAAUCAACGAGUUUAAUAAAUGCAGUGAACUUGUGCUUCCAAAUGUUCUUUGCGUUGGAUGCAAAAUAUCCAAUUGAUUCUGAAAUGGUGUGGUAUUUUUUACAAUAUCACAUAUAUGAUAUUAAGAAUGCAAAAUAUGCUCGAAAUUUCGUUGCUGUGGAUACUACUUGGUGCGAUUUACAAGAACUAAUCGAGUUAAGUGAGUAAAAGACCCCUUGAAAAACGUAUUGCUUUAUUUUAAAAACUUAUGUUACUUUUAUGUUUAAUAUCUCUUUUAUUUUUUAAUGUCAGUAUAUACAUCCAUAAUGAUAA
Nylanderia fulva is the source of this 1724-nucleotide messenger RNA. RefSeq lists its product as uncharacterized. The record is from RefSeq and is a predicted model, not a curated record. Lineage: Eukaryota; Metazoa; Arthropoda; Insecta; Hymenoptera; Formicidae.